This is a messenger RNA of Cajanus cajan (pigeon pea), 1002 nucleotides long. The record is from RefSeq and is a predicted model, not a curated record. NCBI's taxonomy places the organism in Eukaryota, Viridiplantae, Streptophyta, Magnoliopsida, Fabales, Fabaceae.
AUGCUGAUGGAGAAUCUCUUAAGAUAUAGGGAGUACUGGCAAGUUGUUGUAGAUGGUGUGGCAACACCAAAAGAUGGCAUGACUCUUAUAGAUGCACAACAAAAGGAGUUUGAUGCGAUGAAAUUGAAAGAUUUGAAAGGCAAGAAUUAUUUGUUUCAAGCCAUUGAUUGUUCUAUCCUUGAAACUAUUUUUUGCAAAGAUACUUCCAGGGAUAUUUGUGAUUCAAUGAAGAAAAAGUAUCAAGGCUCCUCAAGAUUUAAAUGUUCCCAUCUUCAAGCUUUAAGAAGAGACUUUGAGGUCCUACAGAUGAAAAAAGGUGAAUCUGUAACAAGUUAUUGUUCAAGGACCUUUGGUGUUGCUAACAAUAAGCAGUUUCACGAUGAGAAGAUGGAUGACACAACCAUUGUUGAAAAAAUUCUACACUCAUUAACACUAAAGUUUGAUUAUGUGGUAUGCUCAAUUGAAGAAUCAAAUGAUAUUGAUAAUCUCUCUAUUGAUGAGCUUCAAAGUUCUUUGUUGGUCCAUGAACAAAAGAUGAAUAUAUGUUCAACAAUGGAGGAGAAAGCAUUGAAGGCCUCUACCAAUACUCAUUCAAACAACUCUAGAGGAAGGGGUAGAGGUAAAGGUAGAGGGCGUGGAAGUCGAGGAAAUAAAGAUUUCAACAAGAACUCUAAAGGUAACAAUGACCAAUUUCAAGGCAAAGAUAGAGGAAGAGAUCUUGAGAAAUCAAAGAUAGAAUGCUUUAGAUGUCAUAAACUUGGUCAUUAUGCCUCUGAAUUUUAUACUAGACUGCUUAAUCAUAAAGAAAAGAGGAAAAGUUCAAAUUUUGUCGAGGAGAAAGAAGUAGAAACCUUGUUGAUGGUUGUUGAAGAUGCAAAAGACAACGAGGCAGAAAUCUGGUAUGUAGAUAUCGACUGUAGUAGUCACAUAAGUGAAAAUAAGUCCCCUUUCUCAUAUUUAAAUGAAAAUUUUCAUUCUAUUGUGGGCUUUGGUGAUUGCUAA